CUCUGUUUACGUAUCUCCGCAGCAUAAAAAAUUCUCGUACAACAACCAAUCAAAGUGGAAGCAGCCUAGAAACAUUUUUAUGUGCGUUGUAUUUUUAGCAAAGGUUUUCAGAUAAAAACUCUCGGAAUUGUAUCGUCAAGCUGAUUAUAGUAGCAACAUAAAACAAGGAAACUGCCUCUCGAAUGAGCUUGCGCUUGGAUGGGGGGAAGAAUCUGGUGCUGGUGUUUGUUGACGACAACCCCAAUUGCGUCUGUUGAUUGUUGACGAUUGGCGCAGUAUAAACGCGAUGGACGACACAGCAGCUCCAGCUGAUCAGAAUACCUCCGGUGGGUCGUCAAAUAUGUUCGAUGAAGAUCCCGCUAGGGUAGAUCCUGCGGAAUCUGUCGACGGUUCGGACAAUGCUGAGCAAGUGGACGGCCAAGCUGAUGCAUCGGAAGAUGGUGAGGAUUUCUAUGUGCCCGCGAACUUGCUUCCCGUUGGCUCGGAACCACCCGAAGAGCUGCGGCAAGAUCAUGCUGCGUUGGUGUUUGAGCAACCGACGAUCAACAUGGAAAUAGAUCUGGCGCGUAUUCAGCAGCCUGGAUUUCUGUCGCCAGUCAUUAUUCUGAACAACAAUCUGAUAGUGGAUCCCGUUCCGGAAGCGCAGGCCACGAUUGAGAUUGUUGACGAUGAUGAUCACGGCGGGGGAAGCGAUGGCGAUGAGGAAGACAGAGUAGCCACACCGACGGCUAUGAUGGCAGCAUCGAUGGAGGGUCCGAUUGUGCUGAUCGAGGACACGUUGCGUUUAGAACAUCGACAGGACGGCCAAGCUGGACCAUCUGUGCUACGAACUGUCGGGGACUCGCCGAGGAAUCGAAAACGUCGACGAACCAUCACACCACCGAAGCCAACACCCACUCCUGCCAGUGCCAGCAACCCGCCGUAUGACGAUGACGACGAUGGUACCAUUUGUUCGAUCUGUCUGGACAGCUGGACACUGACCGGCGAGCAUCGGCUGGUAUCACUGAAAUGUGGACACCUAUUCGGGUACAUGUGCAUUAAACGCUGGCUGCAGGAUAAUCCAAUGCAAAGCCGUUGCUGUGCAACUUGCAAAACGAAAGCCCAUCUUCGCGACAUCCGGCAUCUGUAUGCUAAGGCAGUGAAGGCGGUGGACAAUUCCGAAGAGUUGCGACUGAAACAGCAGGUCGACGAAGAGAAGCUAAAGGUUAGUAAGCUGGCUGGGGAACUACAGGUCGCUCGGAUGGAACUGGAAGUUCAACGGACGGUGGCAGGUGAGCUUAGAGCGAGGCUGAAAGAUUACGAACAACGUGGCGUUGAUGAGAUACGGUCUAACGCAUCACUGAUGGGAGAACUUUCUAGCGUUACCAAAUCCAUACGGAAUUAUAAGAUUGCGCUGGAUAAAACAAUUGAUUUGUGUCGGGAUCCCGGCUGUCGGGUGAUGGCUUACGGUAGCAAACGACAGCAUCUACUCAUUUCUCAGAAAUCUACUCAGAAUCUGUUCCCAGGAUAUUCGAUAAAAUUUAUCGAUAUACCAUCAUUCCAGAACUCCUCGGUUCUUCACAUUUCGAGUAAAAUGAUUCGUGAUAUCAGCAUCGAUGUGGAGGAUGAACUGUUUACUGCGGCCACCAGCGAGCGGUGGGUAAAAUUGUUUUCAUUCAACAACCGAUCCGUCAUUACAUUCACACCGUCCGACGCGAACGUGUGGUCUUGUGCCUUCGAUCGGGAGCGUAGUAAGUUCCUAUACUUGGGUACUCAGUCGGGAAUGGUGUAUGUUUACGACAUUCGUAACAAUAAUCAGUAUGUGGAAGAAUUCCGCACGGAAGGUGACUGUUCACCAAUCAUCAACAUUUGUCCAGUAUCGCCGACCAGUUCGAUUCCAUUCGGCGGGUUCCUCGUCUGUAAGCUCACCUCAUGCUGGUUCUUCGAAUAUACAGCUGCUCAACGGGUCGAGUCCAUAAGGUUGAACGUGGAUGGUCCCUUCACUGCCAUGAACUAUUGCGAAAAGACUAGCUACAUUAUGAUAACGACACGGCCUAGCAGUCGCCAUCCAAGGGCUCGUUAUAUCAUUGCCAGUCUGGUCAAGUUGGAGUCCAUAUGCGCUCUACAUAUUGUUCAUACCAUAACGGGGUCCGCAGUGGAACCGAACAUGAUCCGCAGUGCUCAGGUCAGCUUGGAAGGAAACAACACGCUGGUGGCGGCAUAUUUGCAAGAUGAUCGUCAGCUGGCCACUUGGAGCGCCGGCAAGGGCAAUCAGCGCCUGCAGAGUCUACCGGUAUCCGAUGUGCUUUGGGACCUGUGUCCAAUCUACGCGUGCAACCAGACCUUCCUGGCCGCGUUAAGCGAUAGCAAAUGUCGCGUGUAUCGGGCCUAUUCCGAGUAGUUUAGGACAGUGUAAGCAAAAGUACAAGUUUGAUUGUGUUGUUGAGUUUCGCGCAAUUGGAUAUAGUUAAGAUUACAUAAACUUUGUGUUGCGUUUGUCCAAAUGAAUAGUUUCCAAAGGUAUCAUAACGAGAAGACCAUGUUGCUAGGUUAGUCGAUUAAGUACGUUAUUUUUUAAUGCAGAAUUCGUACAAAUAAAGCCAUACA
Messenger RNA from Topomyia yanbarensis, 2586 nucleotides. RefSeq names its product E3 ubiquitin-protein ligase RFWD3. Gene Ontology annotation, molecular function: ubiquitin protein ligase activity; protein binding; metal ion binding. NCBI's taxonomy places the organism in Eukaryota, Metazoa, Arthropoda, Insecta, Diptera, Culicidae. Gene Ontology annotation, cellular component: nucleus. The coding region runs from base 287 to 2380 and encodes 697 amino acids. The record is from RefSeq and is a predicted model, not a curated record. Gene Ontology annotation, biological process: interstrand cross-link repair; protein ubiquitination. The transcript has 3 exons.